This is a messenger RNA of [Torrubiella] hemipterigena, 1701 nucleotides long. The record is from the annotation of a GenBank genome assembly. NCBI's taxonomy places the organism in Eukaryota, Fungi, Ascomycota, Sordariomycetes, Hypocreales, Clavicipitaceae.
AAAAAAACAGGACACAAGAGCCGAUAAGACAAGGCGAGACAAGCGGUACAAGGUACACGAGACAAAAUAUGUUUGUCGUCUCUACUCUUUUUCCUCCAUUUUCCACCCUCCAUUCGCGCUGCAUGUCUCGUUAGCAAGCAUUUUCUUUAUAUUUGUCAUUCUCUCUCGUCUGCUGUCACUGCAUACUUACAGCGGCACCUGCAGCGACAGCACUAAGCGCUGUACUGUAAGUCGGCCACCCCACGCUGGCUGGCGCUGCGCUUAAAAGACUACCUGAUCCUCCUCCACCCACACAAUCCCGUCCCAACGCAAAGGAUUCGACGCACUUGACUUGCCAUUCUCCGCUUAAAAAUAUCUUUUCUUCUCUUUAUUUUACCUAUUUGAAGCACAAAAUUCCCUUUCUAUACUUAUACUUUUCAUCAAACCCCCCAUCCUCCCAGUACUGGCUGGAUUCGGAUUCUCUGCUUGCAGUCCUCAACCCCAUCCAUUCGGCUAUUGCAACCUUGUACCACUACCCAAAAACAUACAACCAUGACCACAACAAGCAUGAACCCUCCUCCGAGGCCUCCUCUGCACCCCCGACGAAGGGUCAUUGACGAUGGCAUUCCCUUUCGAGAGUCCAUCAUCACCAGCCGCGAACGAAACGGAAACAGGCCCGUCGAGCGGCCCCAAGUCCUCUACCAGCAGAUGCCCUGGCGCAUCACGAAUUCCAUGAUGAAACGAACUCUCCGCCGCAACGAGUGGCCCAAGAACCCGCUGGACCGAGACGGCCCUCGCAUCCCGCCGCCAGCAAACUACCCACGCCGCUGGAAGAUUGACCGCACCGCACUACGAUAUCUCUGGGUGUACUCCGACUUCCCCAUCCCCACACAUCACAACACCUUUCAGGACACCGGGUCCUGCUACCAUCUCGUCCAGCGCUUCCGCAACACCAAGCGCCUCGUCGACCUGCCCGCCGACAAGAAGGAAGUCAUCAAGGCACAGCUCCGCGAGAUCCACCGCGAGUACCGCACCUGGUCGACCUGCAGGCCCGGCCUGCCGCGAACCCCGUACAUGGUCCCGCCCUCGCGUGUCACGGCGGGCGGGUGGAAGAUUCAUAGUGUCUGGAAGCCUCGCCGCGACUUGCCCCCUGGCGAUUAUUACUUUGCACACAACGAUCUUACACAGAAUAAUGUCCUCGUGGACGAGACUGGCCAGUAUAUUGUUGCCAUUACUGACUGGGACUGCUGUGGUUACUGGCCCGAGUGGUUUGAGAAGCCGCUCUGGGAGCUGGACGACCCAAAGGAUGCGGAGAAGGGCGACCCCGAGGAGAUUGAACGCUGCAGACAGUGGUUAAUGGACAAUUGUGAGGAGGUUGUCAUGGAGCAUAUCCCAGAACCAGACUGGACGGCCGAAUAACAGAAACGCACAAUACAGAUUGUACAGUGUCGAUGAAGGGCGGGACGGUAUUCUUUUGUUUUGUAUCGAAUCGUAUUAGCGAGCGUAUGGCAUGGCAGCAGACUCUAUUAUGAGCUUCUUCUUUAUUUUGUCUUGGGUAUUUCAGAUUUAAAUUACAUACCAUAGCAUCUAUGCAGAACUUUUGCUAAGAACUCAAGGAGUCUAUAUAAACAGUGUAUUACAAGCAUUGACGUUAUGCGCCGCUGCAAGCCACCAACAUUGGCCCGCGUGGUGUAUAGUACUACCGCUUUAGGCAUGUCCACC